This is a messenger RNA of Dreissena polymorpha, 4769 nucleotides long. Its product is annotated as la-related protein 6-like. The transcript has a single exon. The record is from RefSeq and is a predicted model, not a curated record. Gene Ontology annotation, cellular component: nucleus. Gene Ontology annotation, biological process: RNA processing. Gene Ontology annotation, molecular function: mRNA binding. Bases 157 to 1638 code for a protein of 493 amino acids. NCBI's taxonomy places the organism in Eukaryota, Metazoa, Mollusca, Bivalvia, Myida, Dreissenidae.
UCUCGACACAAAAUUAUUUCGUGUCAGCGAGGCUACAUUGCGUAUGGGAAGUGAAGUGGCAGUUUUGUAGGUAUUUUCCUGCAAUUUUACCCGAUCCCACGCGUUUUCGGCUUCCUGUUCAUAUCAGUACGACACCGGAACAGCGCCUCAGUCAAAAUGACCGAACCAGAAGUAACAAUUAAUGUCCAGGACGUCAGCGACGGUUUAACAUCUGACGACGUGAACGUCAACAGCGUUCUUACGAUCAUUAAUGAAACCGUGGCCUCAAAGUCGCUUCCGGUACUCCGUGUUGAGAAAUUGAAGGACGAUUUGAACAGCAGUUCGUCCUACAUCAGUGGCGACGACGAUCAUAGCCACCAUGAAGGCUCGGAUGACCCUGAGGGCAGUAAAAAUGAGGAGCCAGAAUUUGUGGCACCAAGUGAUGAAUUGCGGGAUAAAAUUAUUAAUCAGGUCGAAUUCUACUUCUCUGAUGAAAACAUCCUUAAAGAUGCUUUUCUUUUGAAGCAUGUCAGACGUAACAAGAUGGGCUACGUAAGCAUAAAACUCGUAACUUCAUUUAAAAAGAUGAAAAGUCUAACAAAGGAUUAUCGUGUGGUUGCUUACAGUCUUAGACAGUCAGAUAAACUAGAAGUGAAUGAAGAAGGAAGAAAAGUGAGAAGAAAAAAUCCUUUGCCUGAAUAUGACGAAACAACACCAUCAAGGUCUGUUGUUGCUAUAAAUUUGCCAAUGGAAAACCCAACAAUUGAGAACAUUGCUGAAAUGUUUUCAAAAUGUGGUGAAGUUGCUUUGAUCAGAAUUUUAAAACCAAAUAAGCCAAUACCACAGGAUAUCAAGAAAUACAGCAAUAAGCAUCCUGAGAUCGGGACAAGUACAUGUGCUGUUAUUGAAUUUGAGAAGCAUGAAUAUGCGCAAAAAGCUGUUAAAUCUAUGACAGACAAGGAAGAUUGGAAAAAGGGUAUGAGGGUAGUUGUUCUUGCAGAAACAAAGAAAAAGAAUGAAAAAACUACUAAAGACAAUGCUCGGGCUGACAAUGGGGAAUCUCGUGAAGGUGGUGGUGGUGAUGAUACAAAAAGGAAGAAACGGGGUGGAAAGAAGCACAAAAACAAGCAUUUGGAUGCUGCCCAGGAUGAUUCCUCAUGCUACAGUAGUGGAUCAGAUUAUGACCCACCAACGCGCUCGUCUCUUAGUCCCAAUAAUUUUGAUGGAAACAAGCUGAGUCCAUCAAAUAGUCCGCGUUCUAGUCCUCGCUCAAGUCCCAUGACGAGUCCCAGAAGUCAGCGAAGGCGUGUUCAGCAUGGUAAAUCACCAUUAGCAGAGCACAGUCCAAAUGGAAGCCCAAGGCCAAGUCCUAGAAGCAGUCCUGAAUCUUCCAGGAAACGCUACGACAAUUCCUCGGGUGGAGAUAACAGCAGCCCAUCUAGCCCAUGGGUUCAAAGACGUUUAAAGGCGGCACAGGAAAUAAACAUGAGCCCACUUGCAGUGAGUCCGUCGGGAAGCCCUAUGUUUGCGAGACGUGGUGCUGAUGGACCUAGAAAACUGGCUGACCUUGAUGGCGUUGUUAGACAGCCCAAAGGUCCUGAUGGUACACGUGGCUUCCAUCUUGGCAGAGGAAAACCAAGAGCAAGUACCAUUUCAUAGGUACUUAAUAAUGUUGUGAAGUACAUUUCUUAGAUGCCAUUGUUGUCAAAAAAGGCAGUGAUAUAUGGUGUGCAUAUUUAGAGUCUUCUUAUCGUUGAAGAUGUUCAUUUGCCAACAUGUUUGCAAAAGUUGUUUAAUUGUUUUGCGUGCUGUUGUUGAUUAAAGUGAUAGUGAGGUAUAUUUUACAACUUAAACUAUGUAGUGACUGUGCUUUUUUAUUGUAGUCACAUUUAAUACCAGAUUUAUUGAACUGAAAAAAGAAUUGUAUUGCAAAGAUUAAUGUUUGUGCAAUCCAUGUAAAUACUGCAUUAUGUAAUGAAGAAAACAAGACUUCAAAUAAAGUGGUUAUUACAUUCCAUUUCUGCUCCCCGCGUAUGUUCAACAAAAUAAAGGAUAAAUUGUUGAGUGGUUGCUAUUAUUGCUAUGAAAAUUGUGAUGUAAAAAUAGUUAAUCUGUUUGAUAUCAUGUUUAUUGCUGUUGUUUUUAUGGAGUCUUUUAAUGUAAGUUCAUUUCAUAUGCAUGCAAUUUUCAAAUCUUGCUGUGCAUUAGUGUAUGACAAUUGAUUCUUUUACUCAAAUAAAAACACUGAAACUGUUUUCUUAAGAGAGAUACUUGAAACAAAAUAUUUCUGAGUCUGACACAGAUCACAUUUAAACUUCAGCUUUAUUUAGUCAUGUAAAAAGUAGAAGUACUUUUUAACAGGCCUUGUUGAAUGUGAAAGUGUUUUCAAUAAAUGUCCUUGUUGUGUUAUUGGUAUGCCUGUAAGUCUUUGUUUUGAUUUAUAUAUGAUGUUAUUUUUUGUUUUUACCAAAAGUCAUGUUUAAUUAUAUGAGUCGUGUUCUGAGAAAACUUGGAAUAAUGCAUGUGCGUAAAGUGUCGUCCCAGAUUAGCCUGUGCAGUCUGCAUAGGCUAAUCAGGGACGUCACUUUCCGCUUUUAUGACAUUUUUCGUUUAAAUGAAGUCUCUUCUUAGCAAAAAUCCAAUUUAGGAGGAAAGUGUCGUCCCUGAUUAGCCGGUGCGAACUGCACAGGCUGAUCUGGGAUAACACUUUCCGCACAUGCAUUAUGCCCAGUUUUCUCAGAACGCGACUCAUAUUAUUUCCAAUAUUUAGGAACAGCCAGAUUGGUUAAGAAGAUAAUAAGACUGUAAACAAAAAGUGUUGUUUUUAAUAUGUGUGAGGGGUAAAGGCCCAUGUAGAAUUCAGUUAAGACGCAAGAUAAACUUGGAUGCUUACUUCUCCAAAGGAGAACUCUGUAAUUAAUAUCAAAACACAUUUGAUAUUAUAAUUUGUUAUGUUUAUUACAAUAUAUUAAUUUGUACUCCCAGUCAAAUAUUUGCAUCUACAUGUAUAUUUUUGGAUGUUUUUUAUUUAUUUGUAUUUAUUGUUUUAGGUGCCUCAUGUUUUUUGUGAUUGUGAAUAUAAAAUGUUCAAAACAUUUUAUGUAAAAUCACUGAAUGUUAAUCAAACCUUGAUAUUGGGGCACUUAUAAUGCUUUGUUAUUUAAGUACUAGAACAUGUAGUACAUAACACAGAACUAAUUAAUGAAUUAUUAUAAUGAAAACACUGCUCUUGACAAUGAUUCAUUAUCUGCCUUUUGAUAUAGCCUAGGUUAUAAAACAUCAUGACAUUUAUAUAGUGGCUAUUACUUUCUUUGGUCUUGAAAGUUUUUAUGAUAAGUGGACCAUAACUGGUUAUAAAGUAGCAAGUACUAACAAACUUAAUCCAAGAAUGGCAAAGUUCGUUACAAAGUAGUUCGGUUUAAAGGAUUUACUUUCAUAAUCAACUACCUUUACCAAUUAAAGCUAUAAAUUUGAUGUCUUGUCUGUUAGUAAGAGGCAAUUUGUGUCAAACUUAAGCAGUGCUCACGCUGCUGCCAGACAUUAUCGCCAAUGGCGAUUAUUUUAUCCAACUGGCUAUUAUUUCUUAAAAUUGUCUAGAAAAAAUGGCGAUUAUUUUAUCCUCCUACAUCAAAAAACAAAUUGCCUCUUAAUGUUGUCCGGCAAAUGCGAAACGCCUGCAAAUCGGGCCAUCAAGCAGGAAAAAUCGAUAAACGAGAUUACCUGUGUACACACUCGACCCUGUGUAUUGUCAUACACGCGUCAAUAACUUUUGCGACAUUGUGGCCUGGAGCGUUUUUCUCCAUCAGUGUCCGACAGCAGUGAUAUAUUUCGGAAAAAACGUUUUUAAUCUCCCCGUGCUUUACCAAUUAUCGGUAACUAUUAGAAUUUUGAUAAAUUUUCGCCAAUUAUUAUUUAAUCGUCAUGAAAUCGCCGCUUAUAUUGUCGGCUGGUUUAGUUUUUCACGCCGUUUUUUCUGCAAUUAGAUUACGUUGAACAUUGCUUGAUGAAAUAAUUAUUUAAUCGCCAUCAACUAAUUAUCCCCGUAAUUACCGCUGUUGUCGUCUGCUUUAACAUAAUGAUUUCAAUUUUUAACCAGGUAACCUGGUUUUUCCAAUUCAAAGGGACCCGGCAUAUUCCAUGGCCAGCAAGCACGUGUUUGGAAUUACACUGAGGUGGUGUAUUUUAACUCACGCGCUGUGACGUUAAUUGAUGGAAUAAAUCAUUUACAAUUGAUAUUGGCCUCUGCCUACAAUAUUGCGGCCGAUGGCAAACGUCGUAUAAAGAGAUAAAGUAGUCGAACGAUAUGCACAUUUUAGAUUAUGCAUAUUAAUAUUUUAUAUUAUGCAUAUUUCAUGUGCAAAACGCGUACAAUUUUUCGGAUUACCGUUUUCGGAUUCUGUAUUUUUUCGUCGAUUAUGAUUUAUUUUCGAAGUUCAUAAUAGCAAAAAUAGAAUGACGAAUACAUAUGCGGUGAUACGGAAGGUGUGGUUGAUAAUAUUUCGAGUUGUAUUCACCAAAAAUUGCAAUUGGAAAAACUAUAAAAAAUAGUAUAGCCCAGGGCUCUGGGUGGGUUGGGGCCUCUGCCCUUAAUUCUUAUGUGUAUGUAACUGGAGCUUAGAUCUGGUUUGUUAAGUCACACCCACAACAUUGAAUGUAUUCUUUAUUGUAAAGCCAUGAUAAUAUUUUAUAAGAAAAUGACACACUGAUAUUAUGCUUGUUUUUAAGUAUAUAUUUAUAUUAUAACUUAAAACCAAUAGAUAUACAUUUCAUAAAACAUAGAUAAAAUGAGA